Sporothrix schenckii 1099-18 is the source of this 702-nucleotide messenger RNA. RefSeq names its product cytochrome c oxidase assembly protein subunit 11. Lineage: Eukaryota; Fungi; Ascomycota; Sordariomycetes; Ophiostomatales; Ophiostomataceae. The coding region runs from base 1 to 702 and encodes 233 amino acids. Gene Ontology annotation, molecular function: copper ion binding. The record is from RefSeq and is a predicted model, not a curated record. The transcript is spliced from 4 exons. Gene Ontology annotation, cellular component: mitochondrial inner membrane.
AUGGACCGCGUGCGGGCGGUCUACAAGAUACGGAACAGGACGACCAUGCCUUCUACCAUCCGGGCCCCCGGUGCAAAUUGCGUGUCAACAAGCGUUCUGACGGCCGACAUAUCUAGGUACUACGCCGUGAGCGUUAUUCUUGGAACCGUGGCAUUGUCAUACGGCUCUGUACCCAUGUACAAGAUGAUAUGCCAAACCACGGGCUGGGGCGGUCAGCCAGUUCGUGCACCUGGACACGGGGCUAUCGGAGGUGAUGGAAAUGGUGAUCUUGCAAACCGUCUCCAACCAGUUACAAAUGCCAAGCGCAUGCGGGUGACAUUCAAUGCCUCCGUCUCAGACAUCCUCCCUUGGAAAUUCGUCCCACAGCAGCGCGAAGUACGCGUGCUGCCGGGUGAGACGGCUCUGGCGUUUUACACGGCAACCAACAAAAGUGACAAAGACAUCAUUGGUGUUGCCACAUACAGCGUCACACCGGCCCAGGUGGCACCGUACUUUAGCAAGAUACAAUGCUUUUGUUUCGAAGAACAGCGUUUAAGCGCGGGCGAGACGGUGGAUAUGCCCGUGUUUUUCUACCUUGACCCUGACAUGCUAAACGACCUGAACAUGAAGGGCAUAGAAACGGUAACGCUAUCGUACACAUUUUUUAAAGCAAAGUAUGAUGACAACGGGGCGGCCGCCGGCAUUACUCAGAAGGAGGCUUGA